Alligator sinensis (Chinese alligator) is the source of this 2704-nucleotide messenger RNA. RefSeq names its product V-set and immunoglobulin domain-containing protein 4-like. The record is from RefSeq and is a predicted model, not a curated record. Gene Ontology annotation, biological process: negative regulation of complement activation, alternative pathway; negative regulation of interleukin-2 production; negative regulation of macrophage activation. Lineage: Eukaryota; Metazoa; Chordata; Crocodylia; Alligatoridae. Gene Ontology annotation, molecular function: complement component C3b binding.
CAUUCUCAUGAUAUUUGUGUAAGAAGGAAGGAAGAAAGUUCAGCAGUCCUGGAUACUAGCUGAUAAUAUAACAAGUGAAGAAGGGGAAGUAUUGCUGACUUUCCUGUUGAGCCUAGAAGAGCAGAUCUCUUUUACUAGGCUGAGGGCAAGACAGAGGUAGCCACAGUGCUGGAAGGAAUGGAAAAGGUAGCCGGUGCGGUAGUGCUGGUGAACUCUUUCCUCCUCUGCAAUGCCAUCCUGGACCUGACUGGCACCCAUGAGAUUGAAGGAGUGUGGAAGAGUUCCACUAUCUUACCAUGCAUCUAUGUACCCUCAGACCACUUUAAUCAGACAACAGUCGUUUGGACCAUGGAGCGUGAUCAUACCCAUGUCACUGUCAUUCAAAGAGAUCUCACUGGUGACCACACUCUGCUAACUCGGUAUAGAGACAGGGUCAGCAUUCAAAAAGAAAUCCCAGGCAAUGUCUCCCUCCAGAUUAAGAAUCUUGAAAUCCCAGACAGCGGGCGCUACACUUGCAAAGUCGCCUUGACAGCCCAGGAUGACAGCCUGACAACAAAAGAGGUGACAACUACACUUCGAGUUGUUAAAGUUGCGGUGUCCAAACCCAUCAUCACGCCUGGUCAUCUGGGACUGACAGUGAUGGAAGGGGCUAGGGCAAGCCUGACCUGCUCAGCCAGAGGGUCCCCACCCAUCAGCUACCAAUGGUUCAAGGGGGAGCCGGGAGGCAGUGCAGUGCACCUCAGCAAUCGGGCUGAACUUGUGUUUGAUCCCGUACAAUCCUCAGAUGUGGGAAAAUACUACUGUGAAGCAGAGAACAGAGCCAGAUCCCGUGUCAGUGAGCAGAGCGAUGUGGUGCAGCUGACUGUGAAAGAUCUCAAAGAAACCAUGACCACAUCACCCAGUAUUGAGACCACGGCACAUGCUGCAACCAUACCUGAUUAUGAACAAGAUCUCAAAGAACCUAGGACCACAUCACCCUGGAUUGAGACCAUGGCACACAGUACAACCAUACCUAAUCUUGAAGAAAAUGAAGAUUUCAAAGACACCAUGACCACAUCACCCAGGACUGAGAACAUGGCACACAGUACAACCACACCUGAUCUUGAAGAAGAUGAAGAUCUGACCACAAUGUUUGAUUAUUAUGGUAUGCUGGAAGAGUCAGAAAGAAGCAACAUGACUAUAGAUCUGACCACAACAGUCCUGGAUCCCAACAGUGGCCUUGGAGAUUCAGGAAGGAACAGCACAGCUACAGGUGCCCACAGGACCAGCCUGUCCCUCAGUCUUGUUAUUUUGAUUGCUGUGCUCUGUGCCUCUGUGGUCUUUCUUGUCAUCACCAUUGUCUCCUGCAGACAGAAAAACAGUCAUAAAUCCACUAUUGCAGGAUCUGAUGAUGGGUUUCAAGGAAACAAAACACAGGAUCCAAACAACUGCAUGCUGAGUCUUUGAAGUACAAUGGCAAUGAAAUGAUGCACAUGCACUCAACCCCCUUCCCUCCCAGUGAAUAUGAGAGCUUUGGAAAUGUAAAGGAUCUGAUUUAGAAAUGGAGGAUUUUCAAUAUAGAGCCAAUCAUUUUCUGAAGGUAUCAGCCUGAAGACUAUACGUCAGAAAUUGAAAUCUGGCAGGUCCUUCACCAGGGAACCCCAUGCUAUCUGCCCAACUUUUCCUCUAAUAAACAUGGGAACUUCAUAAACCUUCAUUUGCUUUAGGACAACUGCAUCUCCCUCUGGUUCUAGUAUAAGUAGUAUAAGGGGUAAACCUCAUGUCAAACUAUUAAGCCCUGCCUGUUGACAGGUACCCCGCCCCAUGGCUGCCAUCUUGGGACCAGAAGUUGUCCUGCCGCCUGCCUCCCUCCCCUGCAAAAAGUAUUCCUUUUGCACUGGGUUUCCAGCCUUGAGCCAGAACUCCUGGCCCAUCUUGUGGUCUGUGACAUCAGAAACCUCACCCACUGGCCUUCAUAUUGACUGUCAUGUUGGCCACGAUGCUGGCCCCAAAACCUCUUGCUGCACUGUAACAUGGUCCAUGAUACCAGAAACCCCACCCCUGCUGCAGCAUCUCAUGGGCCAUGACAUCAGAAACCUCACUCCCUGGCCACAAUGUUGGUGACCAUUUUGACUGCCAUGCUGGUCCCAGAACCCACUGCUUCAGAGUCGUAUGGUCUGUGACAUUGUAGCAAAAUCCUCAGUUUUUUCUUUUAGACUUAAAAAUGCAUUCCCUCCCCUUCCCCAGCCAUUUCUGACUUUCUCUCUACCCUCUCUAUCCCUUACAUGUGGUUACAAGUAGUAGUAGGUAAGCUAAGUUGCACUCCAAUAAGCAGUAUACGAAGGAAGCUCUGCUUCAGAGCUCUACUUCAGAGACUCAGUUCAUAGAAACACCAGAGGUAGGGGGCCCAGGGUGGAGACCUCUAAAAGCACUAUCAAAAAGCCACAGACCUGCUCAGCCUGAUGAACAAAACACCCGGGGAUCAGAAUGCCAAAAGGACAGAGUAGAAAGACACAGUAAAGAAAACAAAAGACUGCAUGGUUCCUCUGCGAAAAACACACCACCAAACCCUGAGAGAACCAGGCGUGAAAACAUAAGGGUUCACAUUUCCCAAACAAGUGAUUUGGGGUGUGCAAAUAAGAAACUCAGGACUGAUUGUUCACACACUUUAGAGAUGCCUAAAGGAGAAGGAAGAGAUUCUUAACCGUUUUUUGAACCAUCAUGA